Messenger RNA from Gorilla gorilla gorilla (western lowland gorilla), 700 nucleotides. RefSeq names its product large ribosomal subunit protein eL22-like. Gene Ontology annotation, cellular component: ribosome. The transcript is spliced from 2 exons. Lineage: Eukaryota; Metazoa; Chordata; Mammalia; Primates; Hominidae. Gene Ontology annotation, molecular function: structural constituent of ribosome; RNA binding. The coding region runs from base 40 to 609 and encodes 189 amino acids. Gene Ontology annotation, biological process: cytoplasmic translation. The record is from RefSeq and is a predicted model, not a curated record.
AAGUGAGGUGUGUCUCUGCCCGGCCGCCCAUCGUCUGAGAUGUGGGGAGCGUCUCUGCCCCGCCGCCCCGUCUGGCAUGUGAGGAGCGCCUCUGCCCUGUCGCGACCCUGUCUGGGAACUGAGGAGUGUCUCUGCCCGACCGCCACCCCAUCUGGGAGGGUCAUGGUCUCCACUCCCUGGAUACACCAGUAUGGGAGGUGCCUUCUCAAUGGAAGGACAAAAAGAGCAUUUUCUCGCUCCCUUUCUAACUCCGCUGCCACCAUAGCUCCUGUGAAAAAGCUUGUGGCGAAGGGGGACAAAAAAAUGAAGCAGGUUCUGAAGUUCACUCUUGAUUGCACCCACCCUGUAGAAGAUGGAAUCAUGGAUGCUGCCAAUUUUGAGCAGUUUUUGCAAGAAAGGAUCAAAGUGAAUGGAAAAGCUGGGAACCUUGGUGGAGGGGUGGUGACCAACGAAAGGAGCAAGAGCAAGAUCACUGUGACAUCCAAGGUGACUUUCUCCAAAAGGUAUCUGAAAUAUCUCACCAAAAAAUAUUUGAAGAAAAAUAAUCUAUGUGACUGGUUGCGCAUACUUGCUAACAGCAAAGAGAGUUACGAAUUACGUUACUUCUAGAUUAACCAGGAUGAAGAAGAGGAUUAAAUUUCAUUUAUCUGGAAUAUUUUGUAUGAGUUCUUGAAUAAAACUUGGGAACUAAAAAAAAAAA